Molecule: messenger RNA, 1354 nt
Organism: Microcebus murinus (gray mouse lemur)
Lineage: Eukaryota; Metazoa; Chordata; Mammalia; Primates; Cheirogaleidae
Source: RefSeq, a predicted model, not a curated record
AUGGAGAUUAGUGGGUAUGACGACGGAGCUAACGUGUUCUUCUCACGCCUUCCUGCAGGAUGUCGCCAAGUGGGUCGUUGGAUGAUUUUCCUCAAUGAGAGCAAUUUUUGUGAAACCAUGGAUAAGUCAAAAAUUCAUGCUAUUUUCAAAUAUGAGUUCCAUUGUGGAACCAAUGCAACCUGGGCAGCUCGAAAUAUCGAUGAACUGUUUGGGAAGGAUGUAGCUAAUGAACUUAUAGUAUCUGGAUGGCUUGAGAAGUUCCAUUCUGGUGAUUUUAAUCUUGAAAGUGAGCCAUGUGGACAACCUGAGACCAAGGUGGAUAAUGAUGAGCUGAAAGCUGUAGUGGAAGCAAAUCCAUCUCAACCUACGUGUGAAUUAGCAGCAAGGUUACGGUCUCUGGUCAAACAAUUAGAGAGAGGGGAGGCCUCAGUGGUAGAUCUUAAGAAGAAUUUGGAAUAUGCAGCCACAGUGCUUGAAUCUGUAUACAUUGAUGAAACCAGGCGGCUCCUGGAUACGGAGGAUGAGCUCAGUGACAUUCAGUCAGAUGCAGUGCCUUCUGAGGUCCGAGACUGGCUGGCCUCCACCUUUACACGGCAGAUGGGGAUGAUGCUCCGGAGGAGCGAGGAGAAGCCCAGGUUCAAGAGCAUCGUCCACGCAGUGCAGGCUGGGAUAUUUGUGGAGAGAAUGUAUAGACGGACAUCAAACAUGGUUGGACUGAGCUACCCACCAGCUGUUAUUGAAGCAUUAAAGGAUGUCGACAAGUGGUCGUUUGAUGUCUUUUCCCUCAAUGAGGCAAGUGGGGAUCAUGCACUGAAGUUUAUUUUCUAUGAAUUACUCACACGCUAUGAUCUGAUCAGCCGUUUCAAGAUCCCCAUUUCUGCACUUGUCUCGUUUGUGGAGGCCCUGGAAGUGGGAUACAGCAAACAUAAGAAUCCUUACCACAAUUUAAUGCAUGCCGCCGACGUCACCCAGACUGUGCAUUACCUCCUAUAUAAGACAGGAGUAGCGAACUGGCUGACGGAGCUGGAGAUCUUUGCUAUAAUCUUCUCAGCUGCCAUCCACGACUAUGAGCAUACCGGAACUACCAACAAUUUCCACAUUCAGACUCGGUCUGAUCCGGCUAUUCUGUACAACGAUAGAUCUGUACUGGAAAAUCACCAUUUGAGCGCAGCCUAUCGCCUCCUACAAGAGGACGAGGAAAUGAAUAUUUUGGUCAACCUCUCAAAGGAUGACUGGAGGUAAGGAUGAGACGGGAGAGACACUUGGAGGCCAGGGAAGGAACUGUGAAGAUAAAUGAAUAUGGUGCUUUUGAGGCGAUAAUGCCUUGUUUAAAUUUUUUAUUAGCAUUUUCUCU